AGGGACGAAGGGGUCCGGAGCUAGCGUAGACCAAUCAGGCUGCUGGGGGCGGGGCCUCCGCGGAAAGUGGGCGUGGCCUAGGGGGGAAAUCGCCAAGAACGCGCCGGAGGUCCUAGCCCGGGAAGAGGCCCUCUGCGGUGCGGGAAAGAUCACGCCGCCAUGCCUCCCUCUGGGCGCCGCGCAGCCCUGCUCCUCCUGCCACCGCUGCUGCUGCUCCGCGCUGUUCUGGCCGUGCCUCUAGAGCGGGGGGCGUCCAAGGAGGAGAGCCCCGCGACCGAGAGCCCCGUGAGUGGCCCUGCCCUGCUCUCCAGCCAGGUGUUUGCAGUGGACACGGGCCUGUACUACCACCGGUACCUCCAGGAGGUCAUCAACGUGCUGGAGACGGACGGGCACUUCCGGGAGAAGCUGCAGGCCGCCAACGCCGAGGACAUCAAGAGUGGGAAGCUGAGCCGUGAGCUGGACUUCGUCAGCCACCAUGUCCGCACCAAGCUGGACGAGCUCAAGCGGCAGGAGGUGUCACGGCUGCGGAUGCUGCUCAAGGCCAAGAUGGACGCCCAGCAGGAGCCCAAUGUACAGUUGGAUCACCUGAGUCUCCUGAAGCAGUUUGAACAUCUCGACCCUCAGAAUCAGCACACGUUUGAGGCCCGGGACCUGGAGCUGCUGAUCCAGACGGCCACCCGGGACCUCGCCCAGUACGACGCCGCCCAUCACGAAGAGUUCAAACGCUAUGAGAUGCUCAAGGAGCACGAGAGACGCCGGUAUCUGGAGUCACUGGGAGAGGAGCAGCGAAAGGAGGCAGAGAGGAAGCUGGAAGAGCAACAGCGCCGGCACCGAGAGCACCCCAAAGUCAAUGUGCCUGGCAGCCAAGCCCAGUUGAAGGAGGUAUGGGAGGAGCUGGAUGGAUUGGACCCCAACAGGUUUAACCCCAAGACCUUCUUCAUCCUGCAUGACAUCAAUAGCGACGGUGUCCUCGAUGAGCAGGAGCUGGAGGCCCUCUUCACCAAGGAGCUGGAGAAGGUGUAUGACCCAAAGAACGAGGAAGACGACAUGCGGGAGAUGGAGGAGGAGCGGCUGCGCAUGCGGGAGCACGUGAUGAAGAAUGUGGACACCAACCAGGACCGCCUCGUGACCCUGGAGGAGUUCCUCGCAUCCACCCAGAGGAAGGAGUUUGGGGACACCGGGGAGGGCUGGGAGACGGUGGAGAUGCACCCUGCCUACACGGAGGAAGAGCUGAGGCGUUUUGAGGAGGAGCUGGCCGCCCGCGAGGCCGAGCUGAACGCCAAGGCGCAGCGGCUCAGCCAGGAGACCGAGGCCCUGGGACGCUCCCAGGGACGCCUGGAGGCCCAGAAGCGGGAGCUGCAGCAGGCCGUUCUGCAAAUGGAACAGAGGAAACAGCAGCAGCAAGGCCGCAAGGACCCGGUCCCCGGCCCUGAGGGACAGCUCAAGUUCCACCCGGACACAGGUGAUGCACCUGUGCCAGCUCCAGUUGGUGACCAGAAGGAUGUAGACCCUUCAGAAAAGAAGGUUCCUGAACAGCCCCCCGAGCUGCCCCAGCUGGAUUCCCAACACCUGUGACCCCUCUUGGACCCAGCCCUCUGCGUUCCUACCGAGGCAGCUGAUGCGAAGGGGAUGAGGUGUCACAAGCAGCCUCCCCUGGGGGCCAGCAACAUGUGUGGCCUCCUGGGGGCGGGGAGACAGGGUGGCACUUCCCGCCUUGUUGCCCAGGCCCCGUAUCUGCCGCCUCAGCUUCCACAGCCUGCCAGUCUGUGGUCCCUUCUUUCUGUUCCCCUCCAAGGGACCUGCCUUCUCUUGUCCAGUCGGGCGCUCACUGGGUCCCUGUAACUUAGGGAAGCUCCUCUCUCCCGAGGGGUCAGCUCCGUGCCUGCCUUUCUAGAUGAUUUGGCUGUGCCCAGUUGUGGCCACUUCAGCAUCCUGCGUCCCCACAGCUGCUGGCAUCCUGCCUGCUGCUCUGCCCCAGCUUCUGUUGGUUUAUGGGGCAUAGGUGGUCCCUCAGACCUUUCUGUCCCUUCUGUGGGACCGGCAAUGCAUCAGAGACAGUGUCUUCCCCAUGGCUGGGUGCGAGGGGCAGGAGAGUCCUCAGCGUGACUGGUCAGCGCUGACACUGAGAGCUCGGACUCUCCCUGAUGCCUGGCUUCCAGCUGCCUCAGCCUCCUCCCUGACACCUUGGCCCCCAGCCCCUUCCCCACACAGCCCCAGAAGGGUCCUGGAACUGACCCGGCCCCAGGAGCCGGUCCCAGCCCUCAGCCUCGUGUGGAAGGCCCUGUGAGGUCAGCCCUGCCCGCCUUUCUGGCCUCAUCUCACACUGCUCUGUGUCCUGCUCUAUACGCCAGUUCCAUCGAAAUACACUUUUCUGGAACAAA
Equus quagga is the source of this 2381-nucleotide messenger RNA. RefSeq names its product nucleobindin 1 (gene NUCB1). Gene Ontology annotation, cellular component: endoplasmic reticulum-Golgi intermediate compartment; extracellular exosome. NCBI's taxonomy places the organism in Eukaryota, Metazoa, Chordata, Mammalia, Perissodactyla, Equidae. The coding region runs from base 160 to 1575 and encodes 471 amino acids. Gene Ontology annotation, molecular function: calcium ion binding. The transcript has 13 exons. The record is from RefSeq and is a predicted model, not a curated record.